AUGAAAAGAUCUCAAGAUAAUAAGAAGGAUGAGAUACGAAAAGACAAAAACAUGAAGUCUCCUUCACUUAAAGAAAAGCUCACACCGGAAGAAGUGUGGAAAAACGCAGCUAUUCUCCUAGGGACAAAAAAAAAAGAAGUAGCGCCAAAAUCAACACAGGGCAUGAAGAGUUUUGACUUUAACGAGGUUUGUACGGAGAUUGAGAAAAUAAACAAAGAAAGAAUCCAGCUCUACGGUAGUGAGCACGAAGAGGGGAUAAAAAGGUUUUAUGAAAUAGAGACUUCAAACUCCCUUGUCCACAUUCCUAAUUUCAAGAGUUUGGAGAGAAAAUAUGUUCCAAGAACUCCUGUGGAGACUCCCAUCUUCUUUCCCAAAACACCGUUGUAUGUGUUUGAGAGCCAGGACAUAUUUAAGAAACUAGAUAUAGACACACUUUUCUUUAUUUUCUACUCACAGCUCGGAACUGUUCAGCAAUACUACGCUGCAGCACAAUUGAAGAUGUAUUCAUGGAGAUUUCAUACAAAAUACUUUACGUGGUUUCAGAGGUUGGACGAGCCCAAGCUAAUAACAGCAGAUUAUGAAAGAGGAGAUUUUCUAUUUUUCGAUUAUGAUGUCACAUGGUCCUUCAUGAAAAAAAGUGACUUUACAUUUGAGUACAAAUAUCUGGAAUGUUCCGAGUGGUAA
Molecule: messenger RNA, 684 nt
Organism: Encephalitozoon intestinalis ATCC 50506
Lineage: Eukaryota; Fungi; Microsporidia; Unikaryonidae
Product: transcriptional regulation complex subunit NOT5
Exons: 1
Coding region: 1-684 (227 amino acids)
Biological process (GO): regulation of DNA-templated transcription; nuclear-transcribed mRNA poly(A) tail shortening
Cellular component (GO): P-body; CCR4-NOT core complex
Source: RefSeq, a predicted model, not a curated record